CUGGGUAGCCAUGGCCACCCACUGCGGCUGCUGGCCCACAGCGCAGGGAUCAAGAGCCUGCAAGUCCUGCCCCUUCUUUUCCUCGCUUCUAGCUCCAUUCAUACACUAGGGAAAGUUAUAUUUUCAGCCUGCUUUUUGCUCAUUUUCUCGCGUGGCAGGAUUCAUACGCCUCUUUUCCAGUUUUUACAUAGUUUUGCCGAACGAGCAGAAAUUCAUAGGAAAUCAUGAGCACCAACGAGGUUGAUCAGCAGGUCGAGCUGUGGAAGAUGAAGAAGCUCAUUAAGAGCCUGGAGGCGGCGCGCGGAAACGGCACCUCUAUGAUUUCCCUGGUUCUGCCGCCCAAGACGCAGCUGGCGCAGACCAACGGCAUGCUGGCCAACGAGUACGGAACAGCCUCCAACAUUAAGUCGCGCGUGAACCGCCUGUCCGUUCUGUCAGCGAUUACAUCGACGCAGCAGCGCCUGAAGCUGUACACGCGGUGCCCGCCGAACGGCCUUGUUGUGUACUGCGGUACGAUCAUGACCGAGGAGGGAAAGGAGAAGAAGGUGAACAUUGACUUUGAGCCAUUCAAGCCUGUGAACACGUCGCUGUACAUGUGCGACAACAAGUUCCACGUCGAGGCGCUGGCAGAGCUGUUGGAGACGGACGCGCGGUUCGGAUUCAUUGUCAUGGACGGUAACGGCACGCUGUUUGGAUCGCUGUGUGGAAGCAACCGCGAGGUGCUGCACAAGUUCACGGUCGAGCUUCCCAAGAAGCACGGCCGAGGCGGUCAGUCUGCGCUGCGUUUCUCGCGUCUGCGUGACGAGAAGCGCCACAACUAUGUGCGCAAGGUCGCUGAAACUGCUGUGCAGAUGUUCAUUACCAACGACAAGGUCAACGUUGCUGGCCUGAUUCUUGCUGGUUCGGCCGACUUCAAGUCCGACCUGCACAAGUCUGAUUUGUUCGAUCCGCGUCUGCUGGAGAAGGUGGUGAAGAUUGUCGAUGUCUCGUAUGGCGGUGAGAACGGCUUCGACCAGGCUAUCGGUCUGUCGCAGGAAUACCUGGCCAACGUCAAGUUCAUCCAGGAGAAGAAGCUCAUUGACAAGUACUUUGACGAGAUCUCGCGGGACUCGGGCAAGGUUGUGUAUGGUAUUGACGAUACGCUCAAGGCUCUGGACAUGGGCGCCGUCGAGACCCUGAUCGUGUGGGAGAACCUGGACACCAACCGCUAUGUGUUCCGGGACUCUGAGGGCGGCGAGGUCGAGAAGUUCCUGAACCCGAUCCAGGAGGAAGACAAGUCGAACUAUGCCGACAAGACCACAGGCGCUGAGAUGGAGGUCAUUAAGAAGGAGCCGCUGCUUGAGUGGCUGGCCGAGGUGUACAAGCAGAAGGGUGCUGCGCUCGAGUUUAUCACUGACCGGUCGCCCGAAGGUUCCCAGUUUGUCAAGGGCUUUGGUGGUAUGGGCGGCAUGCUGCGCUGGCAGCUCGAUGUCACCCAGCUCGGUGACGAUGAGGACGAUGAUUUCUACUAUGACAGCGACGAUGACUACUGAGCGGCAUGCCGUACCGUACCAUGAUGUUGCUGGACACAUGCAAGGGACAUUGCCUGCGGGGUUGCAUGUGUGAUGUAGACCUUUCCAGACAUUACCUGCGGCCUUCAAACGAAGCAAAUAAAAUAUCACCCUAACCCGACCCUUCAUGGCAUUGCUGUUUCCAACUUGACAUUUUUGAGAAAUGGCACUGCAAGUGAUACAUGUCGCUGAGACAACAAGCAGUGUAAAGUGAGCCGAGGCAAUGAGGCUGCCAUGUAUACGCUGGCAAUCCCUGCUGCACGCCUGUGUCGUUUCCGAAC
Linderina pennispora is the source of this 1831-nucleotide messenger RNA. Its product is annotated as peptide chain release factor eRF/aRF subunit 1. The record is from RefSeq and is a predicted model, not a curated record. Gene Ontology annotation, molecular function: translation release factor activity, codon specific; sequence-specific mRNA binding. Gene Ontology annotation, biological process: cytoplasmic translational termination. Gene Ontology annotation, cellular component: cytosol; translation release factor complex. The transcript has 2 exons. Bases 225 to 1532 code for a protein of 435 amino acids. NCBI's taxonomy places the organism in Eukaryota, Fungi, Kickxellomycota, Kickxellomycetes, Kickxellales, Kickxellaceae.